Salpingoeca rosetta is the source of this 2146-nucleotide messenger RNA. RefSeq lists its product as uncharacterized. Gene Ontology annotation, biological process: protein dephosphorylation. The record is from RefSeq and is a predicted model, not a curated record. NCBI's taxonomy places the organism in Eukaryota, Choanoflagellata, Craspedida, Salpingoecidae. The coding region runs from base 90 to 1868 and encodes 592 amino acids. Gene Ontology annotation, molecular function: protein binding; protein serine/threonine phosphatase activity. The transcript is spliced from 3 exons.
CAAGAACCAAGCAAGCUGGUGUCGCAAACACACAAACACCACCCAGCCAGCCAACACACAUCGCAACCCCCACCCACACCUUUGGAACCAUGGCGGAUGGAGUCGAGACUGUGGAGUGCACCGUCACUCCCGCAGCAGGGAAGAAGCUUGGGAUGAAGCUCACUGGUGCAGGGGCUCCAUACAUCAUCUCCAGCCUCAGCCAAGAUGGCGUGGCAGCUGCGAGCGGCCUCUGUGCUGAUGAUCGCGUCAUCAGGAUCAACGAUAGCGACGUGUCCUCCAGCGUACCGCUGGCGGCCGUUGUCAAACAAAUCUCUGCCCUCCAUGAGCCGUUCACGCUGACUGUGCGCCGUGGCGGACGAACGACGCCCAGCCACCGCCCCGCUGUCAAGCCCAAGCUAGCUCCAACAACAACGCAGCCAAAGCCCGCAGCCCCAGCGCCGGCGCCGAAGCCAGCGGCAAAAUCAGCACAAGCAGAGAUUAAGAGUGAGCUCAACGAGGUGGACAAGGAGGCGGCAGAGCCACACCACCCGCAGCUGUCAACACCAGAAACGCCUGCACCUGCGUCGGAGGCCAGAAGCGAAGCGCUAGAUCAGCCGGAGCCGACGGAAACAAAGCCAGCUGAGCAGCCAGAGCCGAAUGCCACUCCACAACAGGAAGCACCGCCACAGCAAAUGAAAGAAGACGCACCAACUUCAGCAGAGGAAGAGGCGCAUGAAGAGCACAACGAUGGCGGUGAUGACGCCGUUACCGCAGCCGCGCGCGAAGUGCAAGGUGCCACACUCGACAGCACGCCAACAGAGGAAGAAGUGGACGGUGCGCCCAAGGCGGCCUCAUCUUCAGAAGCACCCGCACCUUCACAACCGCUUGUUGCUGUCAAAGCCAUUGGCUCAUAUUCCACCCACGGAACCCGACACGGCGACGUGAACCAGGACGUGCCAUUCUCCUUCAAAGGCAUGCUGAACGGCGAGCCCAUAACCGUGACUGCCGUCUUCGAUGGCCACGGCCUGCUUGGCGAGGUGGCCGCAGAGACCGCAAGGAAGGAGCUGGAUGACAUGUGUGCAAGCGGUUCCCUGAACGUCGCGCUGUUGCAGUCGGACCCAGCCACGUUUAUGGUCGACCUCUUUGAGCAGCUCAACCUGGCUGUCCUGGACGCACACGACAAUCCGCCCAGCACGUAUGUGUACGUGAGCGGCAGCACGCCCCUCUCCUUCGAGCUGAAGCAGGACGCAUCCCCCGACCUCGGCGCCAUGUACGUGUGUCCCGAGCACGACUACAUGCCGCCACGGCCCAUCGACUUUGGCUGCACCGCUGUUGUUGCCGUGAUCCACCGCGACCGCCUCACUAUCGGCAACGCCGGCGACGCAGACGCCAUUGUCAUGCGGCAGAACUGCGACGCUGACCCCAGCAGCAGGGACGGCUACCUGGCCGUGUCCCACGCCUCCAAGCACACGGCGUCAUCGCAGUUGGAGAUUGACCGCGUCGACCGUGACUUCCCCGGCGCCGCCAUCUUCACGCCGGACGGAUACAUUGCACCAACCGACCCCGUCCUGUGCCAAUAUGAGCUGCAACUCACGCGCUCCCUCGGCCACAAGCUGCUGCGCGUUGCGGGCAUCAUCGCCACGCCAGACGUGCACGUCGAGGACCUUGACCCGGCCACCACAUAUGGUGUCGUGGUCUGCUCGGACGGCGUGACAGACGAGCUGCAGCCCUUUGACAUGCUUGACCGCGUCACCAACAGCGCGGGCGAUGCCGCAGACGCCGCAGAGACGCUGUGCAAGGACGCGCAGGAGUACUGCAUGGAUCCGGACAAGAUUGAUGACACCACCGCCGUCGUCGUCUUGCUUGCAAGCAGCGAGUCGUCCGCGUAAUUUGUCACAUCGCACGUAAUGAAUGGCAUGGAUUGGAGAGAGAUAGAGAGAGAGAGAGAUAGAGCGUGUGUGUGUGUGUGUGUGUGAUACUGCACUUUGUGUCUUGCACUUCUCUGUUCGUCUGUCUGUCUGUGGUUGAAGGACACCGUGCUCUCGCUCGUUUUGCUCUUGUGACCGUUGGCGUGGGGCAUGCUGUUGUAUGUAGAAGUACAUGGGGUUGUACUGCGCUGAUGUGAUUUCCUGUCGAUUCGCACCCCUGAUAAACACUGAAGAUGUCA